AUGACGACCCAGAGCUGGACACGAAAUGCAUACACUCGAGCCAACACCCUCCUCAACACUAUCCGACCACGAAAGAUGAUCUGGAUAUGCCAACAAUGUCGCCACCAAUCCACCGACACCGUCGCCCAACCAGCAUCAACCACAGUAUCAGGCGAAGAACUCUCCCGCUCAAGAAGAUACUGCAUGGACAUGCUACGCAAAUACGACACCCCCUCGUCCCUCCUCCUCCCCUACAUUCCCUCCCACGCCCGAGACGCCUAUAUUGCCCUCCGCGCCUUCAAUAUCGAAGUCGCUCGCACAGCCGACACGACCUCCACGCCCACAAUAGGUGCGAUGCGACUCCAGUUUCAACGGGACGCCAUUACGAAAUCCCUAGCCGGCUCGCCACCAAAACAACCGAUUGCGAUUUUACUAGCGAAAGCUGCAGAGGAUAUUGAGCGGAAGACAGAUGGGAGAGGGAAGUGGAGUAAGAGUUGGUUUAUGAGGAUUAUUGAUACGAGGGAGAAGUACUUGAGUAAUCCUCCUUACCCCGGUGUGGCGAGUCUGGAGAGCUAUGCGGAGAAUACCUACAGCACUCUACUCUAUCUUACCCUCCAGGCUCUCCCCAUGUCGAGCUUGACGGCCGAUCAUGUAGCGAGUCAUAUCGGUAAAGCGACAGGGAUAGCUGCUGUCCUUCGUGGACUGCCUUUACUCGCUUUCCCAGGUCCCCCAAAUACACAUAGUAACCAAGGCCAAUUCUCCGGCGAUGUCGGAGCAACACGACAAGGCGCCGUCAUGCUCCCACUAGACGUAAUGGCCGAGUCCGGAGUCCGAGAGGAAGACGUCUUACGAAACGGCGCCGAAGCCCAAGGUCUCCGUGACGCAGUCUUCGUCGUCGCCACCCGUGCAAACGACCACCUCAUCACAGCCCGACAGAUGUUGUCCCAGGUCCGGGCGGGGAAGGACGCGGAUCAUGAGUAUGAGCAUGGCAAUGAGGAGGAGCACGUUUAUUUGCCGAGUAAAGGUCGUAAAGCUGAGACGCAGGCGCAGGAGGUGGAGAGGGCGUUUGGGGCUUUCAUGCCGGCUGUCGCGACGCAGAUGUGGUUGGGGAGGUUGGAGAGGGCGGAUUUUGAUGUUUUUGGGGCGAAGUUGAGGGUGACGGAUUGGAGGUUGCCGUUUAGUGCUUUUUGGGCGUGGCAGAGGCGGAGGAUUUGA
This is a messenger RNA of Recurvomyces mirabilis, 1194 nucleotides long. RefSeq lists its product as uncharacterized. The record is from RefSeq and is a predicted model, not a curated record. The coding region runs from base 1 to 1194 and encodes 397 amino acids. NCBI's taxonomy places the organism in Eukaryota, Fungi, Ascomycota, Dothideomycetes, Mycosphaerellales, Teratosphaeriaceae. Gene Ontology annotation, cellular component: mitochondrion. Gene Ontology annotation, biological process: mitochondrial respiratory chain complex I assembly; biosynthetic process. The transcript has a single exon.